AUGCCAAGGAGUACGAGGCACAAGUCGAGUAAGCAUAAGGAUGCGAGGGAGUACUCUGAUUCGGAGAAAGAGUCGAGUUUGAAGGAGAGGAAGAGCAAAGACGAGAGCAGCGCUAGGGUUUCCAAGGAUUCUGGUUCUGGUGACAAGCGAAAGCUCGAUUCCAAGGAGUAUUACGAUUCGGUUAAUGGCGAGUACUACGAGGAGUACACUUCCUCUAAGCGGCGGAAAGGAAAAUCCGGUGAGAGUGGUAGUGAUAGGUGGAAUGGUAAAGAUGAUGAGAAAGGGGAGAGUUCGAAGAAGACGAAGGCGUCUAGUGAGAAGAGUAGGAGGAGAGAGGAAGUAGAUGGUGAGGAGACGAAGAAGAGUAGUGGUAAAAGCGAUGGGAAGCAUAGAGAGUCUAGUAGAAGGGAAAGCAAAGAGUUUGACAAGGAAAAGGAUCGGGAGAAAGAUAGGAAGUACAAAGAAGGCAAAAGUGAGAAGUUUUAUGAUGGUGAAGAACACCAUAAAUCCAAGGCUGCCUCUGAUAAAACUGGUAAGAUAUCUCGACCAUGUUAUCAAAAUAGCCACUGGAUACUUCAAUGA
Messenger RNA from Thlaspi arvense, 582 nucleotides. Lineage: Eukaryota; Viridiplantae; Streptophyta; Magnoliopsida; Brassicales; Brassicaceae. The record is from the annotation of a GenBank genome assembly.